AUAAUCUUUUUAUUUUCCGACCGGUUCACACGUUGUGUCUUCGAGAGGUUAAUUUACCAGGAAUCGGAACCAAAUACAUAAUAUUAAAAUAAAUUCGAUAUGAAUCAUUGAUAGUUUGAACAAUUGACGAGUUGCAAAGCGUAUUUGUUUUUUAAAAUGAAGGAAGUGAGUUACAUAUGCAGCGCUUGUAAUCGUGUCCCAAAUUCAGCGGACUGGGGUCAAAACGGAUUGAUUUGUUAUGGCUCGUGUAAUUCCAUAUCGAUUUACGAUCCGGAUUAUCGUAAAAUUGGAAAAGUAACGAAUACGCUUCACAAGCAUACAGGACGAGUGAAUAUUGUAAAAUGGUUGAGAAAAAAUGACUUGACAGCAGAGACAGAAUUGUUGUCAGGUUCGACAGAUGGUACAGCAGCAGUUUGGAGCAGAAAUGGAAAUUCUUGGGAUUGCAUGUCAUUUGAAGAUGGAAAUCCCUUGACUAUCGCUGACGGAAUUUAUUUGCGAGGAAUUGUGAAAAAUGACGAACUGUUACUCUGCACUGGAAGUACAGAAGGGACCUUUGUCCUCUGGCACAGGGAUGCUGAAAGAUCGAUUAAAAAAGUUCAAAAUUUGUCCUUUGGAAGAAGAAUUCCGACCGCUGCUCGUUUCUCCUUUGUGCCACGCUCCGAUAUUCCACUUGUUGCAAUUGCCAUAGACGAUUGCAGUAUUCAGAUUUUUUGCAGGGACGAGGAGGAAGAAGGAAUUUGUUUCAUUCACGUACAGACAGUUCAAAAUCAUGAAGAUUGGAUUACAUGCAUGGAUUUCAUGCGGGACGCCCUCGGAGAUUGUCACCUUGUAACAGGUUCCCAGGACACUUCUAUACGCCUUUGGAAAAUCUUUUUGGACGAAGAAGACACGGAGAGUGAACGAAAAAACGAAUGCCAGAGAAGAAUCAAAAGAUUUCAGUUGGGAAAUCUUGAAUUUGGUGUCACACUAGAAUCCAUUCUCAGCGGCCAUGAAAAUUGGGUUUAUGGAGUCCACUGGCAUCCCUGUGGCUCCGAUGAUUUAAAAAGUCCUUCCACACCUCUUGCUCUCCUUUCUUGUGCCAUGGACAAAUCUAUGAUAGUUUGGCAAGCGGACUCUAAGGACGGCGGUGUUUGGCGUGAAGCUCUCCGUGUCGGAGAAGUCGGUGGUAAUUCUCUCGGGUUUUAUGGAUGCAAAUACGCCCCUGAUGGACUUAGCAUCAUGGCGCAUGGUUUCCAAGGAUCUUUUCACAUUUGGAGUUAUAACCAGAAAGAACGGACGUGUGUUCCCAGACCAGGACCAACUGGACACUUUUCAGGAGUUGUUGACCUUUGUUGGGACCCUAAGGGCAGAUUUCUUAUCAGCGCGAGUACCGACCAAACAACGAGAAUCCACGCGCCCUGGAAAACCGAAUCCGGCGACGUUUGGCACGAGAUAAGUCGACCUCAAGUGCACGGUUACGACCUUAGCUGCCUAGCGAUUCUCGACUCUUAUACUUUCGCCUCCGGGGCCGAGGAAAAAGUCGUGCGAGUGUUUACAGCUCCAAAAACUUUUGAGAAAUAUUUAUCGACGAUCGCCUCAACGGAGGAUUGGCAGGGAAAAACAACAGAAGAAGCUUCUGUGCCUGCACUCGGUCUCACAAACAAGGCAGUUUUUGAGGAAAAUUCGACGGACGAGGAUCUCGAUUACGGCCGAGCACCAACGGAAGAAGAGCUAAUAAGACAUACUCUCUGGCCAGAAUUGCAAAAGCUUUACGGUCACGGUUACGAGAUAUUUUCCAUCGCGAGCAGAAGCGAUGGAAAACUUUUCGCCACUGCUUGCAAAUCAGCGAAUGCUGAACAUUCCGCAAUUAUCAUUUGGUCCACCGAAACGUGGUCGCAAGUACAAAAAUUGUCGUCUCAUCGCCUGACCGUAACACAAAUGGCAUUUUCACCGGACAAUAAACAUCUCGUCUCUGUUUCUCGUGAUCGACGUUUCACUCUCCAUCGUUGUGACGAAAGUUACCAUUACGAAAUAGUCGCCACAAGCUCCAAAAACAAUCCCCUUCAUGCCAGGAUUAUUUGGUGCUGCGCAUGGACUCACGAUUCUAAAUUUUUUGCCACAGGCUCUAGAGACGGUAGAAUCGGAGUGUGGAACGUUGAACCAAAAAAUAUAGAUAGUGGAAAUUUUGUAGCUAUGUUAGAGAUUGAAGAUUCAUCGAUCACGACUCUCGCUUUUGCACCUUCAGCAUUUGCUCGUGAUUCGUAUAUACUCGCUAUAGGCUUCGAUGACGGUCGCAUUGACGUACGAAAAGUCAUCCUCAAUAACGAUGCCACCGAAUGGCAAAUUUGUGCUUUGUAUGAUUCUUCUGAGGCCCAUCACUCCACGGUCAGAAAAAUCGCCUUUCGACCUCAUUCAACGAAUGCCGAUAAGAUUUUACAGUUUGCUAGUUGCGGCAUGGAUCACACUGUAAAAAUUCAUGAUCUUCAUGUCGAAGAUCUCAAUAUUCUGUAAAUUUGUAACUUUGGAUUAUAUUAAUCUUUUUCUUACUUUACAAAGUUGUAUUUUGAAUUUUUUUCCUCAGAUCCAAGAUAUGAAUUUACAAAAAAGAAUAUUCAACAAUAUUUUUCAGCAGAUUGCUAGAAUAAUUUCCAUGCAGAUUAUCAAUAGACGGAUCAUGCUUUGAAAGAAUGUCAAAAAAUGUAACUCACCCGACUUAUUUUCCAUCCCUUGGUCUUGUAAAUUUCUAUACUAUCAGUUCCAUUGUCAGUGGUAAUAACAGCUAAAUUUUUUCCAUUUGGACUAAACAAGACAUUUGUAUCCGUUAGAGAUUUCAAAUUUUGAAUGUUCGUUAUACUUUGAUUUUCAAGAGACCAAAUAGAAAUUUGGAUCUGAAAAAUUAGUUGCAGAAUAUAGAAAUAUUUUUAACUUCAGAUUGAGAAUAAUUCAAUAAGAAAUUCGAAGACACGAAAUUCUCACCUUUAAUUCUGCAAAUGAAAUUAUAUGGUUGCCAUCCGGGGACCACAUUACUUUUUCCAUUCCUGCGCUACCUUCCACAAAUUUGCAUUUCCAUUCUGGAUAAAAUAUCGAGAAAACUCGAAUAACACAUUUCUUUAUAUUCGCACAUAAAAUAUAUUGCGAAUUUGGUGACCAUUCAAUGUACUAAAAACAUAAAUCUUAUUAUUUUAUACAAAAAAAAAAAAUCACAAAAUAUAUCACGAGAGCCGAGCUUAACCUCAAUUACGUCAUCAAGCUCGUAAGAGUUCGUCGUAUCGAAAAUUCCACUUCUUUUUAUUAUCAAAUUUGACUGAUAAGCUAUUGCGAAAAAAUCACCGCACGGCGAAAAUUCACAUAAAUUAUUGUUAACUCGGAAUAUUGAACUCUCGGACUCGGACCCUUCCAUUAUGUCCAUUUGUUUUGACAUUUUGCGCGGUUUUUCGUACAUUAUUGACAAUAUUUAAAUGCCACACACGAGCGUGGAUUGGUCGAACAGCUUUUCCCACUCCACUCGGAGCUUGGAGCACGUAAAGUGGCGGUCUUCGCGGUGUAAAAUAAAAACACUGUAUGUCAAGUUUGAGUGAGUGAUUCUUCGACGUGAUCGAUCAUCAAUUCAUCAGCGAUCAAUUUAUUUUUUUAGUCAUAUUGACAUUCUUCGAUUUGUCAAUUUGGAAUUUCUCAAACGUACAAAAAAUUAUACGAUAAUGGAGAAGGCAAAACCGAG
Venturia canescens is the source of this 3697-nucleotide messenger RNA. It is a transcript of the gene Elp2, whose product is annotated as elongator complex protein 2. The transcript has 2 exons. The coding region runs from base 157 to 2490 and encodes 777 amino acids. Gene Ontology annotation, molecular function: protein binding. Gene Ontology annotation, cellular component: elongator holoenzyme complex. NCBI's taxonomy places the organism in Eukaryota, Metazoa, Arthropoda, Insecta, Hymenoptera, Ichneumonidae. The record is from RefSeq and is a predicted model, not a curated record. Gene Ontology annotation, biological process: tRNA wobble uridine modification.